AUGGCAACGAGCCCAAACAGCACCGGCGACGGCGAUGGCCCGCGGCUCCCACCAGAGCUGGUCAACGCCAUCCUCGCCCUCGCGAUCAACUCGGCGUCGUUUGACGAGCUCGUGUCCCUCCGCUGCACGAGUCGACGGGCGCACGCGCUUACCUCGGCCCGGCUGUACAGACACGUUGCGGUCGUCGCCACCGCGGCCGCAGUCCAAGGGCCCCAGCUGCCCGUGCCGCCGGCGAUCAUGAUCACCUGGCCACCGGGAAGCGACGGCAUCGCGACGCCGGGGUACUUCAACACGCCGCCCGCGGUGGGCCUGCGGCUCGAGAUACGCUCGCCGUCUGGCCGGCGGAUCCCGGGGCUCGACUGGGCCGGCGUCGCUGCUGACCGCGCUCUGUGCGCGCAGCGGCUGGCGGCCUGCGCCGUGCUGGACAUGGUGCAGCAUGCCGCCGCGACCGACGAGGCCGAGUUGGCCGAGUGCGCCGAGCUCGCUGCCGCCGUCGCCCACGCCACGACGUACCGCCGCAACGCGAUAGGCCACGACUUCAACUUCUCCCCGCCCGAGCGAGUCACGACCCUGCCGAACAACUGGUCGUGGCGAGAGGACGAGGCGGACGAGUAUAUCGUGACGACGCGCGCGUGCGACUACCUCCUCGACAUGCCCACCCUGUCUUACGACAUGCUGUGCUACGAGAAGCUGCCGCCGUCGGUCCGCACAGCGGUACUCAUCGUCAACAUGUGGGGGCACUGCUCGGUGCCCAUCGCUGCGCGGCUGGGCGAGUGUGCAGGCCUGCAGGAAGCCGUGUUCAUUCCGUACGCCGGCCUCGGGGUGCUCCACUACCUCGUGCUCGCCGUGGCCCGGGCACACCAGCUGCGCAGAGCGACCUUUGUCAGCGCCGAGCUGCUGGACGAUACGUGGUUCGGCGAGGAGCUGGGCAUGCCUGCACACGGCGCGGCACGCCGGCGAGCACUGCACGAGGUCAUCGUCGCCGAGGUGCUGCGCGACUAUGCGCGCCAGCGUGCCCCGCUGCCCAACGACGACCUGGACGACGACACCCCCCUCGACCCACAGCCUGACGCGCCGCCCGAGAUCGCCGUGCUCUCCCUGCAAGAGUUUGCGCGGGACACGCCGGCCGAGCUGUACGAGCUGUGCACUGCGCCGUGUGCAGUCUCCACGAAGCGCGUGAGUGGAUACCUGUACAAGGGGGGCUGGUAG
Vanrija pseudolonga is the source of this 1209-nucleotide messenger RNA. RefSeq lists its product as uncharacterized. The transcript is spliced from 3 exons. The coding region runs from base 1 to 1209 and encodes 402 amino acids. The record is from RefSeq and is a predicted model, not a curated record. Lineage: Eukaryota; Fungi; Basidiomycota; Tremellomycetes; Trichosporonales; Trichosporonaceae.